AUGGGCAAACGAUCGGGAGACUUCAGCGGCGGUAAGCACAAGAAACAGAAGGUGGGCGGGUUCGUGGACCCCAACACCCGGGGGGUGUACGCUACGUGCAAUCGGGGCAGAGAACAGCAGUGUAGAAAGGAGUUGAUGAACUUGUUCAGUGAGAAGAUCGAGGAGUACUUCGACUUGGCGGAAGGCGACGAGGACGAGGACGAGGACGAGAGGGAUGGUGACGAGAAGAAGCCGUUGAGCGUGGAGGAGCAGAUCCAGAAAGAGUUGGACGAGCUCAAGGAGGCUAAGACCUCCAAGAAAGAGCUUCUCAAGCCCAUCGAGCUCGGGUGCGAGUGUCUCGUAUUCAUCAAGACCAGAAAGCCGGUGGUUCCCGAGAUAUUGGUGGAGCGGAUCUGUGCCGAGAGUGCCAGCUCCGGCAUCAAGACCACCAGGUUCACCCAGAAACUCUCGCCCGUCACCUACUCGGUGAGUGCCACGCUCGAUGAGUUGCGCAAGUUGGCCAAGUUGGUGUUGGCGCCCCAUUUCCACAAGGAGGUGGGCCAGAAGCCCUACAAGUUCGCCAUCCAGGUGUCCAAGAGAAACUUCAAUUCGAUCCCAAGAGGCGACAUGAUCAAGACCAUCGCCGAGUGCGUUGGCAGAGAACACGGCCACUCGGUGGACUUGAAACAGUACGACAAGUUGAUCGUUGUGGAGUGCUACAAAAGUAAUAUCGGCAUGGGGGUUGUGAAUGACUAUUUGAAGUUGGAAAAGUUCAACUUGCAGCAGUUAUUUGAAAAGAACGCUGUCAGCGACGGCGUGUCGAGAGUGAAGCCUAAAAAGGCCAAGGGUGAGACGGAGGAUGCCAAAACUAACCCAAAGGACCAGAAAGACGACUCAGAAGGGGCGAACUCAGGGGAUGACAAGACUGAUUAG
Molecule: messenger RNA, 912 nt
Organism: Suhomyces tanzawaensis NRRL Y-17324
Lineage: Eukaryota; Fungi; Ascomycota; Pichiomycetes; Serinales; Debaryomycetaceae
Product: putative tRNA acetyltransferase
Exons: 1
Coding region: 1-912 (303 amino acids)
Biological process (GO): tRNA modification
Molecular function (GO): RNA binding
Source: RefSeq, a predicted model, not a curated record